Messenger RNA from Ruditapes philippinarum (Manila clam), 1061 nucleotides. RefSeq lists its product as uncharacterized. The record is from RefSeq and is a predicted model, not a curated record. Bases 122 to 643 code for a protein of 173 amino acids. Lineage: Eukaryota; Metazoa; Mollusca; Bivalvia; Venerida; Veneridae. The transcript is spliced from 3 exons.
ACAAAGAUCUAGUAAAAGUAUUAAUACAACUCACGAAAUAACCUAUCGUCACAUGUCAAUUUUUUGACAGAUAUAAAUUUGUUUGUGGUUUUUUUUAUUAUUAUCAUUAUCAUUUAAAUCUAUGUUACUUUUAAAAAUGAAAAACGUUUUAUUUUGGAUUAUAUUUGGAGUAACACAAAUAGAAAUAGCACGAGCCGGUGAGACAUGCACUGACCUUGAUCGAUACAACGAUGAAUAUUUUUAUUGCGAUGAAGGAUGCUGCGGGGACUGGCCGUACGAGUAUUGCUGUGAAGAAGACUUGGCGUGGCUAGGGUGGGCGAUAGCUGGAGGGGUCAUAGGUGGAGUACUCCUAAUAAGUUUCAUUGUAUGUGUCGUCUGCGUUUGUAUCAAACAAAAAGGGAAGACAGGCCGCAUUGUACAGCCCGAAUCAGGAAUGACAGUUUCGCACGUGGCAAUGUAUCCACAAAGUCAAGGCCUUUACCCACAAUACGUCACAACAAGCUUUAUGCAAAACCCUUCAGCCCCGGCUCCGCCACCUGCAUACCAAGCGAUAUACGGACAACAACCACUUCAGCCACUUCCGUCGGGAUUUCAAGGUCAACAGCAAACUGACCAGGAACAUCCGCCUAUUGGUUUAAAAUGAUAAGUUCAAAAUCGUACUUAAAACUUGAAAAAGCGUUUGUUUAAUUCAUUCAUUUUGUUUUAUUACAUGAUUCUGCAAACAAAUUCUUUAAAAAAAAUGUGACAAUCGUUUGCUCAUCGUUUGCAGAUUACGUCCAGUUCAUGGGUUCAUGGGUUAAUAUAUGAUUAUAAUAUACGUAGUGUACAUUUGAUGAAGUUUUUCAAAAUGAGUGUUAUAUUAAAUCUACGAAUAUCUGAGUUUUGCUGUGCUGACGCCAUCCACGUAAUUUGACUUUCACCGCCGUCUGUGUAAUUUGACAUGAAUACAAUAUUGUUUUAACAGUACGUAUUGCAAGGCCAUGCAUACAUUUUGAUGUGACGUCAUUUGCGUAAUAGAAACGUGGCGUAAAGAAGCGCUAAUGUUAGCGUUACACUACUCU